This is a messenger RNA of Vitis vinifera (wine grape), 1224 nucleotides long. RefSeq names its product receptor-like protein EIX2. Lineage: Eukaryota; Viridiplantae; Streptophyta; Magnoliopsida; Vitales; Vitaceae. The transcript has 3 exons. Gene Ontology annotation, molecular function: protein binding. The record is from RefSeq and is a predicted model, not a curated record. The coding region runs from base 1 to 1224 and encodes 407 amino acids.
AUGUGUGAUGGCAUGGACGCAUUCCCCCCAUUCAGUACGUGUGUUAUAGAUCUAUCUCACAACCAACUUAAAGGCAGAAUUCCAAGUUUACUCUUUGGAGAGUAUAUCUAUCUUGGUUCAAACAGUUUGACAGGCCCACCACCCCAAUUGUCUUCGAGUGCCAUUGAAGUAGAUCUUUCCAAUAAUUUAUUGAAAGGAUCGCUUUCACCCUUGAUAUGCAGAAGAAUUGAUGGAGAAAAUUCAUUGGUAAUAUUGGAUCUAUCAGGAAACCUUCUGUCAGGAGAACUUCCUGACUGUUGGGAGAAUUGGAAAGGAUUGGCAUUGUUAAAUUUGGGGGACAAUGAGUUUACAGGACCUGUACCUACCUCCAUGGGUUCUCUAAGGCACCUCUUCUCUUUGCACUUGCACAACAACUACCUCUCGGGAAUGUUUCCAUCUUUGGAAAAUUGUACCCAUUUAAUGAUUAUAGACCUUAGUGAGAAUGGAUUCUCCGGAAGUGUGCCAAUGUGGAUAGGAAACAAUCUAUACAAUCUUGUGGUUCUAGCCCUUAGUUCGAAUAACUUCAAUGGCAGCAUUCCUUUAGAACUCUGCCACCUUGAUUAUCUUCAAAUCUUAGACCUUGGAAACAAUGGUCUCUCGGGCAAUAUACCAAGAUGCUUUGCAUGGUUGGCUGUAAAAAGGAUAAGGAAUGAGUAUAACUAUACUCUUGGCCUCCUAACUGGCAUAGACCUCUCAAGCAAUAAGUUAUCUGGUGAGAUUCCUGAAGAAGUAACAGCCCUCCACAGUUUGAUAUUCUUGAACCUCUCUGAAAAUCAUCUUGAAGGAAAAAUUCCAAUAGAGAUUGGAUCCAUGAAAUCAUUGGAGUCUCUCGAUCUCUCCAUGAACAAGCUUUCUGGCGUUAUUCCUCAAAGCAAAAUCCCAUCAGGCACCCAAAUCCAAGGCUUCAGUCCUCUUAGCUUCAUUGGCAAUCAUGAGCUCUACGGGCCUCCACUUACCAAUACUCGCAGUGAAGAAGUUAUAGCAGAAGGGACACAAGACCAGACUGAUGAAGACGACAGUGGAUGGAUUGAUAUUAAGUGGUUCUAUGCCAGCAUGCCAUUGGGAUUCGCUGUGGGUUUUUGGGCGGUUUUGGGGCCAUUAGCAGUCAACAGAGCUUGGAACUAUGCUUAUUUUAAAUUCAUGGAUGACAUGAUCAUCAACAAAUUUUUGGGAUGGUGUUUGUAG